UUGACAGAUUGACCAAAUAAGGUUUGAGAGCUUUUUCUUAUUUGCAAAGAAUCGAAGAUUAGAUACAGUUUUAAACAAAAUAAAAUAGCUUUAGUUGAAGGAAGCAUAAAGUGAACCACUCAACAUGACUCUUGAUUUUUACUAUUCUCCACUAUCUGCGCCAUGUCGGAGCAUUCUUCUUCUUUGCAAGAAUCUUGGAAUUGAAUUAAACCUCAAGGAAAUAGACAUUUUGGGUGGCGAGCACUUGAAACCGGAAUUUUUAAAAAUCAACUACCAGCACACCAUUCCUACGCUGGUGGACAAUGGCUUUGCAAUGUGGGAAUCACGUGCUAUCCUCGCCUAUUUGGUGGAGAAAUACGGAAAGGAUGACUCGCUGUACCCGAAGGAUCCCCAAAAGAGAUAUUUUGUAAAUCAAAAGCUGUAUUUUGAUAUGGGAACACUCUAUCAGCGCUUUGCGGAUUACCACUAUCCAGUGAUUUUUAAGAAAACCUCUUCAUACGAUCCGGAAGCAUUUAAGAGGAUGGAACAGGGUGUUGAAUUUCUCAAUACAGCCCUCGAGGGGAAGACCUACGUUGUUGGAGAUAAUCUUACUAUUGCUGAUCUUGCGCUGGUUGCUACUAUUUCAACAUACGAUGGCCUCAAAUUUGACUUCUCGAAGUAUCCCAAUGUGGCUAAAUGGUAUGAAACGUGCAAGAAGAUGCCAGGCUAUGAAGUCAAUCAGAAGGGUGUGGAUAAAUUCGUUGAAAUAAUGCAAUCGAAGAAUUAAUAUUUUUUUCGUUGUGAAAGAUUUAAAAUUUUUACACAUUCUUUUUUCAAUUAAUUCUUGCUCUUUAGAAGUAAAUUCCUUGAUCAAUUCAUAAGAGAAAAUUAUUGCGUAUAUGUUCAAAACAUUUUUCAUUCUGAUUUCUUGAAAAUCUUGAUAUAAAAUCAAUCUGUUUGACAUGGAUUUUAAUUAAAAUAAAAUAGAAGACAUUUUAAA
Messenger RNA from Lutzomyia longipalpis, 979 nucleotides. Its product is annotated as glutathione S-transferase 1-like. Gene Ontology annotation, biological process: glutathione metabolic process. Bases 125 to 766 code for a protein of 213 amino acids. Gene Ontology annotation, molecular function: glutathione transferase activity. Lineage: Eukaryota; Metazoa; Arthropoda; Insecta; Diptera; Psychodidae. The transcript has 4 exons. The record is from RefSeq and is a predicted model, not a curated record.